GUAGUGGUCUGACGCCCACUGGUGACCGGAGCACUCAGUCAGAACACCGGCUGUAGUAUGAUCCUCCAGUCGCAGCAUGGACAGCGAUGAUGAGACCAUAGAGGAGGUGGUGGAAGGUCCUCUGGAUGAUGAUGGCCAGCCACAUGGCUUCUGUACAGUGACCUAUUCCUCCAGUGAUCGCUUUGAAGGGCACUUCACUCAUGGAGAGAAGAAUGGCAAGGGCAAGUUCUUCUUCUUUGAUGGAAGUGCCCUGGAGGGCUUUUAUGUAGAUGAUGCUCUGCAGGGUCAGGGGGUGUACACGUAUGAAGAUGGAGGUGUCCUCCAUGGGACAUACGUGGAUGGUGAACUCACCGGGCCUGCACAGGAGUUUGAUGGAGAGGGCCGGCUGAUGUUCAAGGGGCAGUAUAAGGACAACAACCGCUGUGGGGAAUGCUGGGUCUACUACCCUGAUGGAGGCUGUGUGUUUGGGGAGGUCAACGAGGAGGGUGAGAUGACAGGGCAGUCUGUGGCGUACAUCUAUCCUGACAGCCACACAGCACUCUAUGGAACAUUUGUGGAUGGAGAGCUCAUCGAAGCUCGGCUUGCCAAACUGGUCUCCAACAUGAGUGGAAGACCACGUUUUGAAACCACCCCCAACAGUGCCAUGUACACAUAUGAUAAGUCUACAUCCAGCUGCAUUGCCACCCACACUCUUCUCCCUGAUCCCUAUGAGAGCCAAAUGGUGUUGGUGGCAGACUCUCUGAUCAAAGGGGCAGGACAGGGGCUCUUUGCUAAGGCAGAUGCUAGCGCAAACACUGUGAUGGCCUUCUAUAACGGAGUUCGCAUCACACAUUCAGAGGUGGACAGCAGAGACUGGACACAGAACGGAAACACCAUCUCACUGGAUGAGGAUACAGUGAUCGAUGUGCCUCAGCCGUUUGACCAGAUGGAGAAAUACUGUGCUUCCCUGGGUCACAAGGCGAACCACUCAUUCACACCAAACUGCAAAUAUGACCCGUUUGUUCAUCCUCGCUUUGGGCCAAUCAAGUGCAUCCGAACCUUGAGGCCUGUGCAGAAAAAUGAGGAGCUGACAGUUGCCUACGGCUAUGAUCAUGGGCCAUCUGGGAAGAACAGCCCCGAGGCCCCCGAGUGGUACAAGCAAGAGCUGAAGCUGUUCCGUCAGACACAAGCGACUCCCACCGGUCAAUGAGCGCAAAUACCUCUGGACUACCAAACAGCCCUCUCAACCUGCACUAGCACCACUCAAGACUUCAUUAUGGAACCUGAUGCCCCUCCCAUCCCACUACCAAAUUCCCAAUUCCACUCCCUGCAGCUGCCGACACUGGGGGAAGUGCUUCAUAUGGUGCACACAUGGAACAAUGGUGGAGCACUGCAGCUAAAAUGGAGACUCUGGAGAACACUAUGCAAGAAACCAAAUUAUAUUGUAGGAAAAUUAUCACUAGCUAGAACUGCAGAUGAAUCUAAAAUUGUCCUCAUCCUAAUUUAAAAACUGAAAUUCACAUGCUCAUGUUUGGUGCUUUUACAUUUACAGUGUGACCUAAUUACUACUGUUUCUUAUCUUUUUCAUUUAGCUGUAUGUAAAGUGUAAACACAGCAGCUACAGUUCCUACUUAACAGCCCCCCCCCCCCCCCAGCUGUGUUUAACAGCACUGUUUACUGCAUCAUAUUGGAUCUACUUCAGCUGGCUCAGUCAGUGUCUUUCAAAUGAUAAUUCAUGUUCCGAUUAAUCUAGCAUACACAAUAUAUACAGCAUAUAUUAAAGUGAUUUAUUUAUUGUGUCUGAUAUAAGUAAAGCACUACAAUUCCUGAGUUUUCUUAAGGAAAUUUGUAACUUGAAUGAGUUUGGUAGAAAAAAUAAUGGAUGGACAACAGAUGUAUAGAAGGCCUGUCUCUUUUCUAACCUAAUCACCUGUGUUCAAGUUAAAAUAAAGACCCUAGUUACCAAAAUCU
Molecule: messenger RNA, 1950 nt
Organism: Sphaeramia orbicularis (orbiculate cardinalfish)
Lineage: Eukaryota; Metazoa; Chordata; Actinopteri; Kurtiformes; Apogonidae
Gene: setd7
Product: SET domain containing 7, histone lysine methyltransferase
Exons: 8
Coding region: 77-1189 (370 amino acids)
Biological process (GO): regulation of DNA-templated transcription; peptidyl-lysine monomethylation; heterochromatin organization
Cellular component (GO): chromosome; nucleus
Molecular function (GO): histone H3K4 monomethyltransferase activity; chromatin binding; protein binding
Source: RefSeq, a predicted model, not a curated record